AUGCUUCGCGUUUUCAUGGUAUCGGGCGAGGAGUUUGCCACACACAUUGGAGGAGAUCUGAAUGAUGUGCGAAGUUUGAAACGGCAUCUUUGGAAGACCCGUGGAGUAUCGCGUUUCAGGCAAAAGUUGCUGUAUAAUGGUGUUGUCUUGGAUGACCAUACGACGUUGGAUCAGCCGUUAGACUUGCAGCUUGUUCUGAUGUCUUUUGUCAAAGUUGGGCGAUUACAGCUUGAGGCGUUCAGCGAAGCCUUUGCGUCGGGUCACGUUCAACAAGUCGAAGAGAUGCUUCACCGACUGCACGAUCCAAAUCAGCGAGACCGCAAGCGCCAGUGCCCCUUGUUAGAUGCCGGAGCCAGUACGGAUGGCGUGCUGCCCGAUCCCACCACUGGCAUUGGAUCACACCGAGUGCUUCACGAUCCGGCAAUAUUGACACUCCUGUUGGAUGCUGCUGCCCGGGCGGGCAAAGUCGAUCUACAGAAUUUGCCCUUGUUGUACAGAACCAAGAGCAGUAAAGCUUGA
Messenger RNA from Symbiodinium natans, 519 nucleotides. The record is from the annotation of a GenBank genome assembly. NCBI's taxonomy places the organism in Eukaryota, Dinophyceae, Suessiales, Symbiodiniaceae.